Messenger RNA from Symbiodinium necroappetens, 1400 nucleotides. The record is from the annotation of a GenBank genome assembly. Lineage: Eukaryota; Dinophyceae; Suessiales; Symbiodiniaceae.
AUGGGAAGCAUGUUUGCAUGCUGCAAGGAGGAAAAGAUGGAGAUCCGUAAAGCCGACACUCCGCAGGCGCGUGCCAAGCUGUCCGUCAAAGCUGGAGGUUUCUCCAUCGGAGCCUUUGCGGCCUCGAACAGAGGAAAGCUGGAGGAGUUCUACGAAGUUGAGAAGGAGGUCUUGGGUGAGGGCUCCUUCGGAUCUGUGCAGAAGUGUCGAUACAAGGACACCGGACAAUGGAGAGCAGUCAAGACGAUCAACAAGAAAAGAGUCAAGAAUGUCGAGAGGUUCACGGAGGAGAUGGCGAUUAUGAAGCUUCUAGAUCAUCCUAACAUUGUCCGCUUGCACGAGACGUUCGACGACGAAAGAAAUGUGUACUUGGUGUUGGAGCUAUGUUCUGGAGGAGAGCUCUUCGAUCGCAUUGUUGCAGAUGGGAAAUUCUCUGAGCAGGUCGCGGCGUAUUGCGUGCAGCAAAUGCUGCGAGCAGUGAACUACUUGCACAGCAAUUGCAUCAUGCAUUGCGACCUGAAGCCGGAGAACUGGCUACUUGCAGAAACCGAAGCCAUCCAGAACACGCAUCUGAAGAUGGUGGACUUUGGUUUAUCCAAGCGCUUCACCCCGGGUGAAUUUGCCACCACGAAGGCUGGAGCUCCCUACUACGUGGCGCCGGAGGUUCUUGCAGGUCACUACAACGAGCUGUGUGACGUGUGGAGCAUCGGGGUGAUCAUGUACAUCCUGCUGAGUGGAUCUCCGCCUUUUACGGGAAAUGACACGAUGGCCGUCCUGGAGUCGGUCAAGAGAUCCGACUUGUCGUUCGACAAGAAGGAGUGGAAGCUCAUCUCCAAGGAGGCAAAGGACAUGUUGAAGGUCCUUCUCACCAGGGACCCCUUGCAGAGGGUAAGCGCCGAAGCUGCUCUGAAAGACGAGUGGAUGACCAAACAAAUCGACACGACUCCGGCCGACAUGACGCAUGCCUCGCAGGUCGUCGUGCAGAACCUGAAGAGCUUUGCGGUGAUGAACAAGUUGAAGAAGGCAGCAUUGAAUAUCAUUGCAACGCAGCUCACGGACGAUGCAAUCAGGGAGUUGAAGGAGCUUUUCAUUGCCAUGGACGACAACAACGACGGUACGCUGAGUAUUAGCGAGUUAAAAGACGGCCUGGUCAAGGCUGGAGUGGCCGUUCCACCCGACCUCUAUGCUAUGAUGGAUCGGAUUGACACGGAUGGCAGUGGGGUGAUAGACUAUACGGAAUUCAUGGCAGCCACGCUGGACAAGCGCCAGUUCGUGGCGGAGGAAGCUUGUUGGAGGGCCUUCAAAACCUUCGAUCAAGAUGGCAGUGGUCAUAUUGACAAAGAGGAGCUGAUGAAGCUACUGGGGGGCGACAAUCAAGUCUCGGACGUGAUGCAAGUAAA